Fomitiporia mediterranea MF3/22 is the source of this 3080-nucleotide messenger RNA. RefSeq lists its product as uncharacterized. The transcript has 17 exons. The record is from RefSeq and is a predicted model, not a curated record. The coding region runs from base 6 to 2267 and encodes 753 amino acids. Gene Ontology annotation, cellular component: P-body; nucleus; CCR4-NOT core complex. Gene Ontology annotation, biological process: regulation of DNA-templated transcription; nuclear-transcribed mRNA poly(A) tail shortening. NCBI's taxonomy places the organism in Eukaryota, Fungi, Basidiomycota, Agaricomycetes, Hymenochaetales, Hymenochaetaceae.
CCGCCAUGGCAGCGCGAAAGCUACAAGCCGAAAUUGAUCGAGUACUCAAGAGGGUUACCGAAGGCGUUGAGGCCUUCGACAAUACCUACAAGAAAAUGGAACAGUCGACAAACUUGACCCAGAAGGAGAAGCUGGAGGCAGACUUGAAGACGCAGAUUAAGAAGCUUCAACGCCUUAGGGACCAGAUCAAGACUUGGGUUGCUAGCAGCGACAUCAAGGACAAGUCGCACUUACUGGAGAAUCGCAAGAUCAUUGAGACGCAAAUGGAAAGGUUCAAGGCUUGUGAGAAGGAAAUGAAGACCAAGGCGUUCUCGAAGGAGGGUCUCAUUCAAGCAUCGAAGCUGGACCCCAAAGCACAGGAGAAGCUCGAAAUAACGCAAUGGUUACAGACUCAGGUCGAAGAACUGUUAUUGAAGGUCGAGCAAGCCGAAGCAGAGAUCGAAACAUUACAAGGAGGUGGAAAGAAGAAGCGGUCUGGUAACGCCAAUAGCCGUUUAGAAGCCUUAGAACACCUUAACGACCGUCGAAAGUGGCAUAUAAGCCGAUUGGAGAUUAUAUUACGGUUACUGGACAAUGGCUCACUCGCAGUUGAAACGGUUCAGGAGUUUAAGGAGGAUGUGGAAGACUUUGUUGAAAACAAUAAUGAGGAUAAUUGCGGAGAUUUUGACAGUAUAUAUGACGACCUUAAUCUGGACGAAGAGGAAGAGAAGUUCGGUUUGGUUGCUGAUGAAGGAGAAAGUAACGGUGAAUCAGAAGACGAAAGUGAAGACAUACCUCCCCGGACACCUUCGAAGAAAGUAGAUGACGAUUCACCAACCAACCAUAAACGGGAAGAACAUAGCCCUGUUCAGAGAAGGGCCGGUAUUGCUAUGAACAUACGGAAAACAUCAACUACUGAAGCACCAAAACCACCGCCGCCAAUAUCUGCCUCUUCUCAACCCAUGUCCAGCGUGGUAAAGAACGGCUUACCUUCUCGGCCACCAGUAACACUGCCAGUACGGUAUGCAACUGCCGCUGCCGCCGCUGUUGGAGGCGGGUCUUCAGGGUCUUCAGGAGCGCCCACAGCGCAAACAACAGGAGCUGUAGGACCUUCUGCCCCUUCUGUAGCCACAUCAAGCAAUGGACAAGUGCCUUCCUCUACUGCACAACAGAGUUUACAUGAUACAGCAUCAUCCUCGCCUAGCCUGACGCAAGCGUCGGUGUCUGGACCGAGUCCCAUGAUGUCGUCUGCGUCUGUAUCGGGCCUUGCAGCAGAUAGUUCGGUUCACUCACCUACGCAUUCGCCUGCCAUCUCUGAGGCUGUAGCUUCACCUGAGGUUUCUCAAUCCUCUCCAAAGAGGUCGGAACAAGCGACUGCCCCGAUACAACCUUCGAAUUCCGUUCCUUCACCCUUACCAGAUCAGGGUGUUGUACCGAGCGAAAUACAACCAACGGCUACAGUUCAGCAAAAUGCCCAAUCGGAGCCGCAAACUCUAGCUGCCACGACAUCUCAACAGCAGUUACCUGCUGCCUCACCAUUACCGCAACAAUUGCAGCAGUUCAACAAACCUUUGGCCCCAGGAUCUUCAACGUCUCCACAACCCACUUCAGCGCAAGCUCCCGCUUUCGCUCCAGGCGUCAAGGUAGAACAGGGCCAAGGGCUAGCUGCACCUGCUCCGGGAAUGCCUGUACCACAACGGAUAGCUUCAACCUCUCCGUCGGUGCAGCAGCAACAAUCGUUCGGUGCACAAUUGCAACAACAACAACAUCGCGGGACACCUUCAGCAUUCCCUGGUUCUCUGUCCGAUCUCGUAGCAUCGUUUGAGAAUGUCAAGCAGAAAGCUCCGCACCGCAUGACUAAUUUGGACCAGGUACACAAGCUACUUGACGGUAGUUAUCAGGGUAUGCCUCAGCCAAUGGACACAGAAAAGCCAAAGUACUACAUUCCCAAGAACCCGUUCCCCACUCCGCCGUACUAUCCUCAGUCGCCUCAUCCAGUGCUAAGCUCUCCAACACUGUUCCAGAAUCUGGAUAUAGAAACACUCUUCUAUGUCUUCUACUAUCUUCCUGGGACAUAUCAACAGUUCCUUGCUGCAAAGGAGCUCAAACGUCAAUCCUGGCGAUUCCACGUCAAGUAUCUGACUUGGUUCCAGAGGCAUUCAGAGCCACAGGCAAUCACCGAUGAAUAUGAACAAGGGGUAUACGUAUACUUCGAUUGGGAAGGCUCAUGGUGUCAAAGGAAGAAGAGUGAUUUCCGAUUUGAGUACAGAUACCUGUCUGAAGAUUGAACAGUCCAUUAUCCCUUCAUUAUCAGUGCCGUGAAUUCCCUGUGAGGUUUUACGGCGCUUUGCAUCAGCCAAGUCUCAUUGUCUAUUCUUUCGCAUGUUAUGUAUGAACAAGGCCUCUUUCUUUUUUUGAUGCAGACCAAGGUACCAUUAGGCACUACUCGGAUCAAAGUGUGCAUUGGGAGUAAGGUGAAUAUGAAGUACUUGUAAUCAAAGCGCCGUAUAUGGAGACAUCUACUCUAAAGAAACUACUCCGCCUAAUGCCUCGAACGCUUUCUUCAUCUUCUCUGCUUCUUCUUUAGGCAGGUUCUCUUUUAGGACCUUGGGUAAUGAUUCUACAAAGUUUUUGGCGGCAACGAGAGUAAAAGUUGGGUUCAAGGCCUUAACCUCGCGAAUCAUCUUCGGCUUUGCAGAGGCGUCGAAGGAUUCAAGCUUGACAUUGAAAAUGGUCUUCUCCUUCGGCUUCUCCUCAGCUGGCGCCUCUUCUGAGGCUUCAGGAGCGGCGGCUACGGGUGCGGCAGAAGCGGCCGGCAUAGCAAUCUCCUGUAUGUUCAGUCUUGACUUCAACGAAGAAACCAAGUUCGCCGCCUGAAGAAGGGUCAGUCCCGCAAUGUCAUCGACUAUUUUUGAUAUUUUGGGAUCUGAGGGCCCAGCCGGAGGAGGAGCUGCAGCUUCCGAGGUGCUCGUUCCGGAGGUGGCAGUUGCAAGGCUCCGGCAGACGACAAGACUUGAAGGGAAGGAUGAUUGUACCCUCCGCCUUGAAAGUGCGCGAAGAGAAGCCAUUGUACGUGACGCCAUACUGGAAAUUGGGAAGAA